AUGGCUCGUUUUUGUCGUUGUUGUCGAAAUUUUUGUCACGAUUUCAAAGCAUUUGCUGUUCGAGGAAAUGUAGUCGAUUUAGCUAUUGGUAUUAUUAUUGGUACAGCAUUUACUAAUGUAGUUCAAUCACUUGUCAAUGAUAUAAUUACACCUCCAUUUGGUUUGCUAUUGGGUGGUGUUGAUUUUGUUAAUUUAACAAUUAAAAUAAAAAAUUUUGUUUAUCAAGAUCAACCACCUGUUGUUAUUCGUUAUGGAAAAUUUAUUCAAACAAUAAUAUCAUUAUUAAUUAUGGCAUUUGUAUUAUUCUUUGUUAUUAAAGGUAUUACUAAAUUACGUGAGCUUACAGCAAGAAAACAACAAAAAGAAGAAAAUAAAAAAAUUGAAAUAAGUGAAGAAGUUAAAGUAUUAUGCCAAAUUCGAGAUUUAUUAGCAAAACAAUCUUCAACUGAAGGAUAA
Molecule: messenger RNA, 456 nt
Organism: Rotaria sordida
Lineage: Eukaryota; Metazoa; Rotifera; Eurotatoria; Philodinida; Philodinidae
Source: the annotation of a GenBank genome assembly